CUUCCAGGUCAUUCCAGGUGUGCUGUACUGGAUUGUCACUUUCUCGACCAUUACCGUGCCAACAUGGCUUUUCACACUGUUCUCCAUGAGCUUGACCUUCACAAUGAACUUCACAACGCUACUGCUUAUUGCGCUGGCCGUCGUAUCGACCAUCAGCUGGUUUAUACGAUACCGCUUCCUGAACAUGUACAGCCGACUCCCCCCCGAACCCCAGCGCAAGGAACCUCAGCUCGACCUCUUUCCCAGCAUCCAGGAGGAGGAUUCCAAACCCGGUCUGGCCAAUUACCUGGAUGAGUUUCUCAGCGCUAUCAAGGUCUUUGGUUAUCUCGAAAGACCGGUGUUUCACGAGUUGACGCGAACAAUGCAAACGAGAAAGCUGAUCGCGGGCGAGACGCUUCUAUUGGAGGAAGAGAAAGGCUUCUGCUUGGUUGUCGACGGAUUGGUACAGAUCUUUGUGAAGUCAGUUCGAGACGGGAAGUCAGGUGAAGAGGGAGAUGCGAAUCGCAUGAGCGGCGGGUCGUCGGACGAGGAUGACCAGAACGUGGAUGAGAGGCAAGGCUACCAACUUUUGACCGAAGUCAAGAAUGGCGCCUCCAUGUCGUCUCUAUUCUCCAUAUUAUCUUUGUUUACGGAGGAUGUUCAAUUGAGAUAUGCCGACAGUGCCGAACCGAGCUCAUCCGUCCUAGGACCGUCGGCUUCGCAUGCGCCCGAAUCUUUUCCGGCCAGUCCCCAGGCCAUCGAUGCGUCGCCGCGGACUCUUCCUAGGGACCGCAAAAGCUUUACCUCCCAUGUCAACGACAGCGGGGACUUCUUGCCCGCCGUGCCUCCCUUGAAUCUUGGAGAAAAUUACACCCCGCUCACGCCCAAUACCCAGGAUACCCAACCCGGUACAAGGACGCAUCGAGGCAAGCAUGGUCAAAAGUCGGUUCACCCGGACAUUGUGGCACGAGCCAUGGUCGACACAACUAUUGCAAUUAUACCCGCUAGUGCUUUUCGCCGUCUGACCAGGGUCUAUCCCAAGGCAACCGCGCAUAUCGUACAAGUUAUUCUCACACGCUUACAGAGAGUGACAUUUAUGACGGCUCACUCCUACUUGGGUCUGAACAAUGAGGUUCUGGGGAUCGAGAAGCAGAUGACCAAGUUCACUACACAUGACCUGCCAAACGAAAUGCGAGGGGCAGCGUUGGAUCGCCUCAAGGACAAGUUCAUUAAAGAAAGAGAUCGAUUGGGUCCGGAAGAAGUUACAAAAGGUAUUGCUUUACACAACCCUUUCUCGGGUAGGAGAAAUCGCUCAAGUAGCUUCCGAAGGAAAGAAGUCGUGCUCCAUGCUAAGCUAGGCGCAUCACGACGUCCAACGGCAGCUGUGAUCCAGAACAAUUCAUUCAAUGAGCGCGAAGCUGCAGGUGUAAGUCCCGGGGAUCUGCUCUCUAGCAUACAAUUCUCGCGUUUUGGGUCCAGGUAUGAGAACUUUGCUCCAAAAUUGCUGAGCCCACUUGCAGAAAAGGAGCAAUCGCCUCUGAGAUCCCCAGCUCCAAUCAUCGAAUCCAUGGGAUCUUUUCACCGGAAAGAAAAUGUGGAUGAGGAUGCCCUUUUCCGCGAAUCCAUACUGGAGUGCAUCAUGAAGGGCAUCGGGCUGACGGAGAGUACAAACGACCUUCUCCGCAAGACUCACAAUUCGGGCGACGCAUCCCCAAGACUGCUCUCUUAUGAUUCUCGACGCCAAAAGGCAGUUUUUAGCAACAAUGCUUUUGGAUUCAUUGAUCCCUACGAAGGCUCCACAGAUGAUACAGAAUCAAUGAUGUCGAUGUCCGUCACAAGUGCUGGCGGUACGCCACCAGUCAUCAACCUAAGGGAAGAACUGCGGAAUGACAUCGAGAUCGUCUACUUCCCUCAAGGAUCCGUGCUAGUGGAGCAAGGCGAGCGCCAUCCAGGCCUCUAUUAUGUGAUUGAUGGAUUCCUGGACGUGGGCAUCCCUGUGAGCGAUAAAGAAGAUGAUCUCGUUGGAUCUUCACGGCCAGGGCAUUCGCAAGCUCGCGACGAGACUUUCCCAACUCUAAGGCGAACUCAAACCAACACUUCCCGCAUUUCAGCCGCAAGCCUGGGGACUGGCACUGGCGAGUUCAAGCGAAAGAGACAGUCACGGAAGUCACUGUAUAUGAUCAAGCCCGGAGGCAUUCAAGGCUACGUUGGUGCUGUGGCAUCGUACCGUUCGUACACGGACGUGAUCGCGAAGACAGAUGUAUACGUUGGAUUCCUCCCGCGGGCUGCCCUGGAAAGGAUCGCGGAGCGGUAUCCAAUCGCUCUCUUGACGCUGGCUAAGCGAUUGACGAGUAUCCUUCCACGUCUACUCCUUCACAUUGACUUCGCCUUGGAAUGGGUACAGGUCAAUGCUGGCCAGGUGAUCUACCACCAGGGUGACGAAAGUGACGCUAUCUACCUCGUGUUGAAUGGACGUUUACGGUCGGUCCUUGAAGGUACCGAUGGGAAGGUGACGGUCGUCAGCGAAUACGGCCAGGGAGACAGUAUUGGUGAGUUGGAGGUGAUGACUGAAUCGACUCGCCCGUCUUCUCUCCAUGCCAUCCGCGACACCGAGCUGGCCAAGUUUCCUCGAACUUUGUUCAACAGUCUGGCACAAGAACAUCCCGGAAUUACAAUUCAAGUAUCUAAACUCAUUGCCCAGCGGAUGCGAGAUUUGGUGGAGCAACCGGUCAAUGAACAGGGAGUGGAACGCGGUAGUUCCGGCACUAUAAAGACCGCAACCUCUACUCUCAAUCUGCGGACCGUCUGCGUUCUGCCGGUAACAGGGGGGGUUCCUGUUGUUGAGUUUGGGCACCGGCUAUUGCAAGCCUUGCAUCAAAUUGGGGUGACAAACGGUGUCACAUCUCUCAACCAAGCUGCCAUUCUGAAUCACUUGGGACGGCACGCUUUUAGUAAGAUGGGGAAGCUGAAGCUCACCCAGUACCUAGCGGAUCUCGAAGAAAAAUACGGCAUGGUGCUCUACAUUGCCGACACCACGGUGAAUGCACCGUGGACGCAAACAUGCAUCACCCAGGCUGAUUGCAUUCUGCUGGUUGGCCUGGCAGAGUCCUCACCUAGCAUUGGUGAAUAUGAAAGAUUCCUGUUGGGCAUGAAAACAACGUCUAGGAAAGAGCUGGUGCUCAUCCAUGAAGAACGAUACUGCCACCCCGGACUGACUCGUCAGUGGCUGAAAAACCGGGUGUGGAUUAAUGGAGGCCAUCACCACAUCCAGAUGCCUUAUCGUCUCACAGCCGAGCCCACGCAUCCCCAAUCCAAACGCCUAGGGACCGUACUGAAGCAACGGGUUCAGGUUAUCCAGGCUGAGAUCCAGAAGUACACCUCCCGACGCAUUCGCCAGACACCUCUCUACUCGGCCCAGACGCCGUUCAAGGGCGACUUUCAUCGGCUGGCCCGCCGGCUCUGUGGUCGCUCGUUCGGACUUGUGCUGGGCGGUGGGGGGGCUCGAGGCAUCGCCCAAGUGGGAGUCAUCAAAGCGCUUGAAGAGGCCGGCAUCCCGAUCGAUAUCAUCGGUGGGACUUCCAUCGGUUCUUUCAUCGGAGCUCUGUAUGCUCGAGAUGCGGAUGUCGUGCCUAUGUACGGCCGAGCCAAGAAGUUCGCCGGACGUAUGGGGAGCAUCUGGAGGUUUGCGCUGGAUCUGACCUACCCGACCGUGUCCUACACGACUGGGCACGAAUUUAACCGCGGAAUCUUUAAGACAUUCGGCAACAGUCAGAUUGAAGACUUCUGGCUGGAGUUCUACUGUAAUACCACGAACAUCAGCCGAUCGCGUGCCGAGUAUCAUUCGUCCGGCUACACGUGGCGGUACGUCCGGGCGUCCAUGUCGCUUGCUGGUUUAAUUCCCCCGAUCUGCGACGAGGGUAGCAUGCUGCUCGACGGCGGAUAUAUCGACAAUCUUACUGUAGGCCAUAUGAAGGGCUUGGGUGCGGACGUGAUCUUUGCUGUUGAUGUGGGCUCCAUUGAUGACAAUACUCCCCAAGGCUAUGGGGAUUCGCUGUCUGGGUUCUGGACGGUGCUCAAUCGCUGGAAUCCCUUCUCUUCGUUACCCAACCCGCCUACGCUGUCCGAGAUUCAAGCGCGAUUGGCGUAUGUUUCGUCGAUCGAGAACCUUGAGCGCGCCAAGACGACGCCAGGAUGCCUCUACAUGCGGCCGCCGAUCGACAAAUACGGCACGCUGGAGUUUGCGAAAUUCGAUGAGAUCUAUCAGGUGGGGUACGCGUACGGCAAGGAAUACCUGGAGAAGCUGAAGAGCGAAGGAUCUCUGCCGCUGCCGGAAGAGACGGAAGAGAAGAAGAAACUUCAACGGACGCUAGCGCCCCGUCGCGCCAGUAUCUGAGGAGUUCCGAGUGGUCUUUCUUGUAGUUCUAUUCCCC
This is a messenger RNA of Aspergillus homomorphus CBS 101889, 4409 nucleotides long. It is a transcript of the gene nte1, whose product is annotated as lysophospholipase. Gene Ontology annotation, cellular component: endoplasmic reticulum. Gene Ontology annotation, biological process: lipid metabolic process. The coding region runs from base 86 to 4372 and encodes 1428 amino acids. The record is from RefSeq and is a predicted model, not a curated record. Gene Ontology annotation, molecular function: phosphatidylcholine lysophospholipase A1 activity. The transcript has 2 exons. NCBI's taxonomy places the organism in Eukaryota, Fungi, Ascomycota, Eurotiomycetes, Eurotiales, Aspergillaceae.